Messenger RNA from Acanthopagrus latus (yellowfin seabream), 3485 nucleotides. It is a transcript of the gene ccdc146, whose product is annotated as coiled-coil domain containing 146. Gene Ontology annotation, cellular component: cytoskeleton. The record is from RefSeq and is a predicted model, not a curated record. The transcript has 23 exons. The coding region runs from base 156 to 3059 and encodes 967 amino acids. Lineage: Eukaryota; Metazoa; Chordata; Actinopteri; Spariformes; Sparidae.
CACCACGCCAGUUCAACCAGAGUUAAAAUCUGUGAUUUGACUUUUGCCAACAUUAACAUUGGCUGUAUUUCAAGUUGUAUGGUCUUUGUGGUUUUACAGGACAAAGGGACGGCUUCUUGAAGACGUGUAAGAACGACGACUCGGAGAUAUCGACAAUGAGUCUGUCUGAGGAGGAGCAUCGGGAUAGGAGGCCUCUCAGCAGAGGGAAAGUGGGGCUGGAAGAUCAAGAGGAGGAGGAGGAGGAAAAAGGAAUGGAGAAGGACGCCCCCCUAGUGGCCCUUGCACCUGAUGCUGCACUCCCAGAGGAGCAGACCUCUGCCGCUAUUCAUGUCUCUGCUAGUCCUGCUUUCCAGUGCCUGGAUGAGUUGUUGUCAUUGGGCAAAAUCAGCCAGACCAGAGUCGCCAAACUGAAAUCCAGCUAUAUGCUGCUCCACAAUACUCUGAAGAGCUCCCAGGAUUCUGAGAUUCAGCUUUUGGGAGAGGCAAAGAGGUGUCGUGCUGAGCUGGAGAGGCUGCAGGCCGAGGUGGAGAGAACAGAGGAGCAAAGCACCUCUGAGGAGCCUGAAAGUGAGGUCAAUGAACUGAGGCAGCAGCUCCUCCAGGCAUACAAUGAACUGAAAGCUGCUGAGGACAGAGAGUACAAGACACAGCAUAAACUGAAAUGUCUCUGGGAAGAGAAGCAGUAUCUGGAGAGAGAGAGUGAGAUUCAGCCGGAGCCUGCUGAGCUGGAGAACAGAACAAAGGCCCUGCAGGACAAAUAUGAGGAUCUGAAGAAAGAGGUUGCCCAGAGACAACUGGAAGUCAGAAGCCUGAUGGAGGAUGUGAAAACCCAUGAAACACAGAUAUUGAAAGAACAGAAAGAGCUGGAAGACAAGAAGGAGAUCAUAGAGCUCAAAGAGGCUGAGAAGGCCCGGCUCAUCAGCACACCUGACCAGAUUUUGAAGGAGAUUGAAAGGAAACGCUUUAAGAAGGAAGCUGCAAUGAAGAAGACGGAAGCACUAAACGGAGAGAUUUCAGACAUGGAGCAGCAAGUGAGGGAGGUGGAGCAACGUAACCACUCCCUCAGGUUGAACAAGAAGGCGAUGAAUGAGGAGCUGGAGGAUCUUCGGGCCCAAGUAGAGGCUGGUCAGAGGCAGUACAGACAGCUGUUGAAAGAGCUGGAGGUUAGAAUUGAGGAGGAGGCCCAGCUCACAGGGAACAGAGGUAUCCUGGAAAUGAAGUUGCACAGCAUCAUGUCUGACAGGAAGCACCUGUAUGAGAGUCAAUCUGUGCAGCUCAGGGAGAAAAAUAGGCAGAUGCAAGCCCUCAAGAGAAUGGAGCAUGCGUUGACCACGGCCAGUGAGCAGCUGAAACACACACAGUCUAUCUACAGUGACUUACAGGCACAGUUAGACGCUGUUCCCAAAAGUGAGGCCGGCACUCAGCAGGGGCUGGAGCUCCAGAAAGAGGUGGACGCUCUAAAAGUCAGCUUUGAAAAAAAGCUAUCAGUAGCUGAGGAGGAGAGCCAGAAGAAGUGGCAGUACGGGAUGAUUCAGGGGCUGCUGAGGAAGUCGAAUUGCCUCAGAGAAGAACUCCAUAACCUCAGAUGUCUGACACAGAUCAAAGCCGAGGAGAGAGGCCAGAAGCACCGUGAACUGCUGAGAGCUGAGCAGCUGAAGCAGCACAUCCAGCAGGAGCUGAUAGAAAAAGACCUGAUCAUCAUGGACCACAACAAGCUGAACACAAUGCUACAGCGCAGAUUAUCACAGUAUUGUAAUCUGUGCAAUAUGAUUAUGGAAGAGAAGAAUAAGUACGUCAAGCUGAAGCAGAUUGCCGCACAGACGAUCGCAGAGCUGAAGGAGCAGGUGAAGGUGCAGGACAACGAGCUGGAGAUCCAGCGUACCAUAGUCAUCAACAAGGACAGAUCACUCACAAAAGCUCACAUGAAGAUCUCUAAUAGCUCCAAACUGAGGGACAAACUGCGCAAUGACAUCUCCAAGGUUUCCUGGAAGCACAGUCAGAUCACUCAGGAGUGUGAGGACAACAAACUGGAGCUGAUGAAGCUCACACACAUGAUCAAUGCCCAGGAGGAAGCCCUUCUGGAAAUAAACAAGAAUCAUGAAAAGGCCAUCCAGCGUCGCAAUUUUCUUGGCAUUCAGCUCCUGGAGCAUGAGGAGGUGUUACUCAACUGCUAUGAAAAGGUGAACGUCCAGGAGGCAGCCAUCAAUAAGGGCAACAUGGGGCUGGAGACGCUGGAGAAGGAGAUGAGGGAUUUACAGUUGGAGAUUAAUGAGGAGAAGAGACAGAUAGACCUGAUGAAGAAGGAGGGGCCCCUGAUGAAAAGGUUGGAGAAAGAGAUCGCCACGCUGCAGAUAGAGUUGUCAGAAGCCAGGGACAAGACUCUUGAAGGUCUCAAUCGAACAGUCGAUUACAAGGAGCUAAAAGGCAAAGACCCCUCAACUGUCGAACUGGUCAAGAAGAUUGAGCAGCUCGAGGUGAAACUGGCCGAGAGAGAGCGGCAGGUGCUGGAGAGAGAACUCCUCGUGGACCAGGUGACCCGGCUCUCGAAGCCACUCAGCGAGCAGGCGGAGAACUGCCGACAGGACAGACUCACGCUGGCAAAGAAGCUCAACGAGUUUCGAGCUCACAUAAUGGACACCAACCAGCGCCUGAUGGCCGUCUCCGCGGAACUUUCCAUGAAGCAAGCGGCCGCUUUGUCUCUCCAGCAGGAGAUCAGAGAGAAGGAGCACCAGAUGGACAGGUGCCAACAGCAGCUGGAGCAGGGCCUGCCACCGUGCCCCGAGAUGGAGGAGGAGUGGAGGAGGAUGCUCCGGGACAAGAAGAGGAGACAGAGGGACAAAGAGGAGAGAGAGAGGCGGGCUGAAGAAGCGGAGUGGAUCCAGUUGCCUAACGGAGUGUACACCACGGCCGAACCCCGUCCCAACGCGUACAUCCCGCAGAGCGACGGCGCUCUGCCUCUGCCCAAACCCUACGGAGCCCAGGCCCCCUUCAAACCCUCCCAGCCAGGGGCCAACAUGAGACACAUCCGCAAACCAACGCUCAAACCCUUAGAGAUGUAGAAAAACAACACGUUCUCCAGACACGUCAUCUCAACUUCAAUCAAAAAAUUUUUUAAAAGCGAAUGCGCAUUUUUAUUAUUAUUAUUUUUUUUUUCAGAAGAUGUUUUCUUCAUAUUUAUCAGGUUUAUUGACCUUCCUCAGUGCUGCUCCCUCCUCCUCCUCUCUGCCUCUUGUGUCCGGUCCAGCAUACCACUGCUGUUUUGGUCGUGUGUGUGUCUUGUGGACUACAUCUGGUUGUAAUCGUGUUUCCUUUUUUUAUAUAUUUAUAUUUACUGGAAAGACCUUGUGUGCACUUCUUGCUUGCAGUAACACAAAAUACUGUAGAAGAGUGGAAGGGAGGACAGAGGACACGGGGGAGAGAUAAAAAUGUGUUUGUGUAUUGUUACAUCAUGUCCACCAAUAAAAAGCUUUGUGUUUUCUUUCCUA